Anolis carolinensis (green anole) is the source of this 11532-nucleotide messenger RNA. RefSeq names its product potassium calcium-activated channel subfamily M alpha 1 (gene kcnma1). Bases 820 to 2955 code for a protein of 711 amino acids. The record is from RefSeq and is a predicted model, not a curated record. Gene Ontology annotation, molecular function: large conductance calcium-activated potassium channel activity. Gene Ontology annotation, cellular component: postsynaptic membrane. Lineage: Eukaryota; Metazoa; Chordata; Lepidosauria; Squamata; Anolidae. Gene Ontology annotation, biological process: potassium ion transmembrane transport. The transcript has 20 exons.
UUGUUGGAGCGGCGGUGCGACGCGCGCGCGCUGUGCUGUGCUUCUUCCCGCCUCCUCCUUCUCCUCCACCUGCGCGGCUCCAUCUCUCGCUCUCUCUCUCUCUCUCUCUCUCUCAAUCCCGCGCGCGCGCCUCCGCGUCCUCAGCGCGAGGCAGCCCCGAAAGGCGCGCGAGCCGGAGAGGCGCCAUCCGCGAGAGAGGAGCCCAGCUGUCAGGGAAAGAAGGAGAAGGAAGGAAGGAAGGAUGGGCGCCUCCUCAGCAGCAGCAGCAACAGCAAGAGCAGCGACGCCGACGCCAGAGCAUCAGAGCCAGCGUCGGAGGCUGAGUUAGGCGAGGCUAAGGCUCCCUUUUCGCCCUCCUAUCUCGCGUCCUGACUGGAGGGCCGGACUCUGAGGGGGCGCAUCCCUCCUCUCCUCCUCCGCCCGGCCGCUGAGGCGACGCCGGGGGCGAGGCGGGCCCAGGGGGAGGAGGGGCGGGCGCCAGGGCCCCCGAGGGCUGUUCUCCUCCAUCCUCUUCCUCCUCCUCUUCUUCUUCUUCUUCGCCUUCCUCUCUGACUGAGAAGAGGCACGGCUGGGUCUCCCGCGCGGCUGCUGUUCCUCCUCCUGCUGCUCCUCCUCCUCCUGCUUCUCCCCGCGGCUGCUGCUGCUGCUGUCCGGCCGUGCGCCGGGGCCGGGCUCGCGCGCCUGCCUUCCGGAGAGGCGCCGCCGCCGCAGCACGAUGGCCGGGGAUGGGCUCGGCGGCGGGCGCUGGCGGCGGCGGCAGCAGCGGCGGCGGCAGGAGCUCCCCGGAGCCCCGGCGGCGUGCCUUGCCCGGUGUUAGCCAUGGCAAAUGGCAGCGGCGGCGGCGGAGGAGGAGGCGGCGGCGGUGGCGGCGGCGGCGGAGGCGGCUCCAGUGGCUCCAGUAGCAGCAGCUACUACUCGGGAGGCGGCGGCGGCGGAGGCGGCGGCGGGGGCAGCGGCAACAUUAGGAUGAGCAGCCCCGUCGGGAGCAGCCUCAACGCGGACUCGUCCUCGGCGCCGGGGGCCCGCCCGUCCAACGCGCUCAUCAUCCCCAUCACCAUGGAGGUGCCCUGCGACAGCGGGCAGCGCAUGUGGUGGGCCUUCCUGGCCUCCUCCAUGGUCACCUUCUUCGGGGGACUCUUCAUCAUCCUGCUCUGGAGGACCCUCAAGUACCUGUGGACCGUCUGCUGCCACUGCGGGGCCAAGGAGAAGGAGGUCCAGAAGAUAAGCGUCCCUGCAGAAACCCAAGCAGAUGGGGACUUGAAACCCACAGAUGAAAAAGAGGAAGUAGUGGCAGCAGAAGUGGGCUGGAUGACCUCUGUUAAAGACUGGGCAGGGGUGAUGAUUUCAGCCCAGACCUUAACUGGCAGAGUCCUUGUUGUUUUAGUCUUCGCUCUUAGUAUUGGUGCUCUUGUAAUAUACUUCAUAGAUUCGUCAAACCCAAUAGAAUCUUGCCAGAAUUUCUACAAAGAUUUCACGUUACAGAUAGACAUGGCUUUCAACGUGUUCUUCCUACUCUACUUUGGCUUGCGUUUCAUAGCAGCCAACGACAAGCUGUGGUUUUGGCUGGAAGUAAACUCGGUGGUAGAUUUCUUCACGGUUCCUCCAGUGUUUGUUUCAGUGUAUUUAAACAGAAGUUGGCUGGGUUUAAGAUUUUUACGAGCUCUUAGACUGAUACAGUUCUCAGAAAUUUUGCAGUUUCUGAAUAUCCUUAAAACAAGUAAUUCCAUCAAGUUGGUGAAUCUGUGCUCAAUAUUUAUUAGCACAUGGCUGACAGCAGCUGGAUUUAUACAUUUGGUGGAGAACUCAGGGGAUCCAUGGGAAAACUUCCAAAAUAACCAAGCGCUUACAUAUUGGGAAUGUGUUUAUUUACUAAUGGUUACUAUGUCCACUGUUGGUUAUGGAGAUGUUUAUGCAAAAACAACCCUUGGUCGCCUUUUCAUGGUCUUCUUCAUCCUCGGGGGAUUGGCCAUGUUUGCCAGCUACGUCCCUGAAAUCAUAGAGUUAAUAGGAAACCGCAAGAAAUAUGGUGGUUCCUAUAGUGCGGUUAGUGGAAGAAAGCACAUUGUUGUCUGUGGCCACAUAACGUUGGAAAGUGUGUCCAACUUCCUGAAGGACUUCCUGCACAAGGACAGGGAUGAUGUGAACGUAGAAAUCGUCUUUCUGCAUAAUAUCUCCCCUAACCUUGAGUUGGAAGCUCUUUUUAAACGACACUUCACUCAGGUGGAAUUUUUUCAGGGUUCAGUUCUCAAUCCGCAUGACUUGGCUAGAGUAAAGAUAGAGUCAGCAGACGCGUGCCUAAUCCUUGCCAACAAAUACUGCGCUGACCCAGAUGCUGAGGAUGCCUCCAAUAUUAUGAGAGUAAUUUCCAUAAAGAAUUAUCAUCCAAAAAUAAGAAUAAUUACCCAGAUGCUGCAGUAUCACAAUAAGGCCCAUCUGCUGAAUAUCCCAAGCUGGAAUUGGAAAGAAGGGGAUGAUGCAAUAUGCCUUGCAGAGCUCAAGCUGGGCUUCAUCGCCCAGAGCUGCCUGGCACCAGGCCUAUCGACAAUGCUGGCCAACCUCUUUUCCAUGAGGUCAUUUAUAAAGAUUGAAGAGGAUACGUGGCAGAAAUACUACCUGGAAGGAGUUGCUAAUGAAAUGUAUACAGAGUAUCUUUCUAGUGCCUUUGUUGGUCUGUCAUUCCCUGCUGUUUGUGAAUUGGUUUUUGCGAAGCUAAAGCUCUUAAUGAUAGCCAUAGAAUACAAGUCGGAACAACGGGAAAGCAGAAGCCGAAAGCGUAUAUUAAUCAAUCCUGGAAAUCAUGUGAAGAUUCAAGAGGGCACUUUAGGAUUCUUCAUUGCAAGCGAUGCCAAAGAAGUAAAAAGGGCAUUUUUUUACUGCAAGGCCUGUCAUGAUGACAUCACAGAUCCCAAAAGGAUAAAAAAAUGUGGCUGCAAACGACUGAUCUAUUGUGAGUAAAAACGGGUUCCCUGUAGCCCAGAGUGCAAUCCAACCUGUCUUUCUUCCAGUAGAGAGUAUCCAUUUGUUCAGUAUUCUGAUUCUUUUAUGUUGCAUGUAGCAGUGGUGUCUCACACCUACACCUUUCUCAUUCUUUAUGCCCACAUGGGUCAGAGUGAUGUUGAAGAAAAUACAGCAGUCUUUCAGCUUGUUUUCCUCUGGCCUUUUCUGUCUCCCCACCUGCACUUCCAACCAACUGUACUUUUUCCUAGUUGCAAAUCAAAUGUAUGUUUCAUCUAUAAACAUUCAAACAUUUCGAAUGUUCUGUUAUUAGGGAAUAGCUGGGAAAAAUUACAACCUAUGUUUCUUAUUCGGUCAUUUAAACAAAAUUUGUUACUGAACAUGUCUUCAAAAUAUUAUAUUUGGAGCAUGUCUACAGCAUCAAAUUUAUUUAACAGCAAUUUUCUCUUGCCUAGGGCACCCCGAGCAUUGUAGGUCUAAGCAGGGUUAAAAAAUUUCUAAGCUAUCCUCAGCCAUUGUAAAUUUGUGUUGUAGGUAUAUUAUUAGUCUCUUCUGUUAUGCAGAUCUGCACAAUGUACAAGGGAGACAAAACACUGUGAUAUCAAUCCUAUUCUUAAGCUUAACUAGAGUAAACCCACUGAAUCAUUUUAAGUCAAUGCUUAGAAAAAGUUCAGUUAAUUCAUUGUGUUUACUCCAGUUGGAACUAUUUUUGGGAUUAAUCUAUAUGUCUCACAGAUGAGAGGGGAACGGUAAGUGUCCUCUUGGCUUGGAGAAUGUUAAAUGUCUUAAUCAGAUGGGCAGAAGCUGUAUUACUUUGUUCUCAAUCUUUACACAGAUACCAAUUGUAUGAUAGGAAGAUUUACAGUAAAAUCCUGCUCAGAUGACUGGGAUAUUUUAGUGUUCCUCAAGAUUCAAAGGAGCAACUUAUAGAAAAGUGUUUCUUCCAUAAUUGUGAUACCUCAGUGGAACCUAAUCUGGAUAUAAUAUUUCCACAUAUUAAGAAAAGUGGGUCCAAAUUAGUCCAGUUGGCCAAUUGCCAUGUUUUAGUUACUGUAGGAACUCAUGGGGCUCAGAGCAGCAAGACAGGACUGGUGAUAUAGCAGCAAGGAGUGAUCCUGUCGAGCAAUUUGCUUCAAACUAAACUAAAACCUCCUUAUACUUCCAUUCAGAACCUCUCUCUCAGGUGCCAUAUAAUGAAACUGCAUUAUAUUGUCAGUGUAGACUCAUGUAAUUCAGUUCAAUGCCAUUAAAUUGCAUUAUACGAGUCUACACUGACAUGCAGUUCCAGACUGCAUUGUAUGUCAGUGUAGAUGGAGCCCCAGAGACUCCAUCCCAUAUUUGUUAAGUGGAAAGCUUUAAGAAACAGGAUUUUGGCUGUGAGGUUUUCUCUUUUUCAUAUUUCCCAAGAACUCACGAAGCUCCAUAGAUUGUGGAGCAUUUGAAGGUCCAUGUUGCUAAAGCUGUACUCAGGAUCCAUUAUGAAUUGUCUGAUUUGAGGGUCUCUAGCAUCUUUGGCAUAAAAACCUCCCAAAUCCUGGACUUGGACUUGCAAUGGUUAAGCAGUGUGCUUUCUCCACUGGCCCUAGUGGGUAUCUAGCCUUUAUAUCUAGGUGUAUAUCUACACUGUAGAAUAAAUGCAGUUUGACACUAAUUUAAGUGCUAUGUAUCACUGAGAUGGAAUAAUCGGAGGCAUAGUCUUACAAAUUUUUAGUCUCUACCAAAGAGUUUGGUGCCUCACUAAACUACAACUCCCAUGGGUAUAUACCAUUUCGCCAAGGCAGUUAAAGUUUUGUCAAACUGUAUUUAGUUUACAAUGUAGAUGCGCCCUAGAUCACUGACUAGAAUCUAGGGUCAUGAGAGGUGCAUAUCAUCAUGACUAAGAGGCACUAGGGACUGCUGAUGCACAAUUUCAGAUUAUUAUUUUUUUCCGUGUCAGGAGCAACUUGAGAAACUGCAAGUCGCUUCUGGUGUGAGAGAAUUGGCCGUCUGCAAGGACGUUGCCCAGGGGACGCCCGGAUGUUUUAAUUUCAGAUAGUGUAACUAUUUCCACAAUGGUUUUUGUUCUAGUGUUGCACUCCAACAGAGUAUGGCCUCCUUUCAUCUUAACAAACAUUUUAAAUCAGGGGUAUUUUUAAAAAUCAUUUUGCUUAAACAAAUUUUCUGUACUAUGACAUUUCCUGAGAUUUCUCCUAGUGGGUCUUAAUUUGUAACCAAUUUUAUGUUUAACAAUUAGUGGCUGCUAAUCCUAGAUUUCUGAUUGACUAUGUGAAAUAAUUUUGCAAAACGUAUAUAAUAUAAAGAAUAUUUUGUAUAUUCUACAUUCUAAAACAGCCUUAGAUAGAGCUGUAUCCUAUUGGAAUAGAAUAGAAAAACAACAAUUUAAGACCAGACUCAACCUUUCUGUAAAUGCAUAAUUGCAUUUGGAUGUGUUUGCGUGCUUUUUAAAUAGUCCUUUGGGGAAGGAGGUACAUUAUAAGUGAAAUUAGAGCCGAAAUGGAAGGGAGUCAAUCCUUUCCCCUUGCUGUAAUCCUAAUGAAAUCCCCUCUCUUCAGAUGACCAAACUACUAUCGGUACCUGGUACCUGCAUUUAUGUCCAUCCCAUGCCAAAUAGGAGCCAAAUAGAGCUGUAGUGUAGGGACAAAGUGUUAAACCCUCUAUCUGUCCACACUCCAACCCAAAUACAAAUCAGGGCCUUUUCUGUGUUUUAAUUGAAUACAUACAUAAAUGCAUGCAAAGACAUAGUUUAAUGUAACAUGUAGAUUAUCCAAGAAGGGUCUAAAGAGUAUGUAGUAUAUACUUCCAGGGUAGAUUAGACCAUCUUUCUAUUUGCUGCAGGUUUGAAGGAAAAUAAGAUUGGGGCUUUAAGAACAUAUUCCUAGAAAUAAUGAAGUGAUGAUGAUUCAUACAAAGUUUCAUAUAAAGUUGUUGGAAUGAAUUAUAGGAGAUUAGAUUUGCCAAAUAUUUCAACCAUUUUUACAUUUUUCAGUCUCAUUGUUAGUUGGAAACCUGACAAGUUGCCAUGUGUACACUUCAAAUUUAUAAAUGAUAAUUGAAAUAUUUCCCUGAAUAAAAAUAUCUAUCCAAAUUUGUGUGGCUCAUUGUAGGGAGCAUAUUUCCUAGGAUUUAGACAUUAAGUAGGAAAGUGCUGUAGCAUGGAAGGUUAAAAUUAAUGUGCACACACCUCUUAACCAGGGCUCUUUGCAUGGCAUAGCCUGUUCUGGCUGUAAAAACACAUCUGUAGCAUUUCUCAAAAGGACAUGAUCACAUGUAAUGCCACAUAUACAUUCUCAUUCAGUAAUUAAUCAAAUUUGAGACUUUCCAGCCAUGAACAAUUUGAAGCUCACACAAGAUGAUCAGCCUUGUCUUAUACAAAAUGCAAAAAGAAUUCACUAGUGUGACUUUGGGGGGGGGGGGUGUUAAACCUUUCUCUAUUUAAUGAGAGUUCACUUUUCAGGACAUUGGCCCCCAGUAUUUCUCAUUAUCUGACAUACCUUCUCUUACUUGCAUGCGUGCACGCACGCACGCACACACACAGAGGAAAGGAAUGAGGGAGAAUCCAUGUAAGAAUAGGCAUUUUUUGCCGAUAGGAAUUAAAUCUGAAUACUUUUAUUGGAAAUUAGAAUUUGUUUCUCAAAUUUCCAGAGGAGAAAUCAAUUCUUGGCAUUUCUCACUAACUGUAGUUAUGUAGUCUCAUCCCAGAAUGAGAAACUGGACUUCUCAUGAAGGUCCAUUCUAGGAUGGCAGGAGGAGUAAUCCAUUAUGAUUGGAUUUAACCCUUAUGUGUACCAACUGGAAUAUCAGAUUCCAACAUUAUUUUUCAAUUGAGUCAUUAAGCCCCUGCCCCCUUCUCCAACAGUCUUGUUAUCAUGUCUUAAGGUAAGGUAAAGGUUUUUCCCCUGACGUUAAGUCCAGUCGUGACCGACUCUGAGGGUUGGUGCUCAUCUCCAUUUCUAAGCCGAAGAGCUGACGUUGUCUGUAGACACCUCCAAGGUCAUGUGGCCGGCAUGACUGCAUGGAGUGCCGUUACCUUCCCGCUGGAGCAGUACCUAUUCACAUUUGCAUGUUUUCUAACUGCUAGCUUGGCAGGAGCUGAGGCUAACAGCGGGCGCUCAUUCCGCUCUCAGGAUUUGAACCUGGGACCUUUCGGUCUGCAAGUUCAGCAGCUCAGCGCUUUAACACACUGCGCCACCACCAGAGGCGCAGUGUGUUAUCAUGUCUUAACUAACCUAAAUUCUCAGAACAACUUUUACUUAGCAGGUAAUUUUUUGGGUAUUUGUUUGUUAUUUUUCCUAAGGAGGGCAUGGAUUGCUUCUCCUGCCUUCCCUGUUGGAGAAGGGGACAGGGACUCAACUGAAAAAGAAUAUUGGUUUUGGACAUUCCCGUAGGAACACCUGGUGUGUGUGUGUGUGUGUGUUAAACUCAAAUGUAGUGGAUGGCUCCUCCUUGAUGAUGUAACUGUGAAGAAUCAUUGGAUCCAGUGUCUUCAAGUCUUCAAAAUUGCAGUUUUGAUACCUGUUUGCAAAUCAAGACUUAUUCUGAACAAAAUGUACAUAUUUGUGUGCAGAAAAAAUAUUUGCAGCACACAUUAUUUUCUGUAUAGAAAGUACAUAAUGUCCCUAUCACUGAUGGUAUGCGAUAUGUGUUGCUGGUCUGCCGCCUCACCACAGUGAAGCAGUCUCCAGCUCUUAAAGGGCCAAUUCCAUUAGUAGCCUCUGAUUGCACCAUGGUCCCAGGUCUUCCCAGUGAGAUGAGAUCCGGGCACCUUUGUGGACACAUGCCCUCCUCAUCCCUCAUUGUAAAAGUACACAACACUUCUAAAUGGCAAGUAAUGCUUUUUUAAACAUAAUAUGCAAUUACGGCGUCUUUUAAAAAGUGAAAAAUGAAAGGGGAGAAGAGACACAGUAGGAGAGCAGUAGGAGAGAAGUGCAAACUCGGACUGCCAAAACCUGGCAGUCCUGCAGCAAUGGGAAGAAGACAGUGAUAGUGAUUGUAAAUAGCUGCUAUCCCAGGUCGCAGAGGUGCCGUGGGAGGGUGACUUCAUGCAGUAAUGCCCUUACACAGUACAAGGUCUGUGUUUUGUUUUUAAAAAAUAAAUAUUCAAACACUUCAUUCAGUAGGCUUUUACUGACAUGGUGAUGAUGUCUCCAUGGUAUUUAGUGCUGCACUUAAAAACAUAAAUGUAAAUAUUUAUUUUAAGUCUAUUUAUUAAUGUAUAACGAAAGAAAGAAGAUGAAUAUCCAAAAGUUAAGCAUUUUCUUAAAAACUUUAUGCAAAGAUAUUAUAAAACAUUAGAGAAACUCUACAAUAGAACGGUCAAUCUGCUCCUUUUUGUCCUCCUGUAAGUUAAGUGACUGCAGAAACUUGACAGCUGGCAAAUGAUGGGAAAUAGCAAUAAUAUUCCUUUUAACAAACAUUAUUUUAAGUUAGAACUUUUCAAAAAGUAGUGAAAGAAGCACAAACAGUCUGAUGGACAACUUUUGGAUUUACUGGAAUACUGUGGAAUUGGUGGGGGUCUGCCUUUUCAGUACAGAACAAAUCAACCAUCACAGUCAGUUUUAAGACACACUGCUGUAUUUUUUCAAGGCUGAAACUGUGCUGUGGGGAAACCUUUGCAAUUCCUUAGGCUAGUGGUCUUAACCAACAUCACCAAAAGGCAAAUUAAACCAAUCUAGCUGUUCCCUUAACAUUGCAGUUCUGUUGUGGUCAUAAAUUGUUUGUUUCAAUUUCAAACUUUUCCCUUUGUUGUCAUUUACCUCUUGCUGUGAAUCAUAAGAAAAGCUGAAUUGAAAUGACAUAGUACCUAGCUAUUUCAAUUUUUAAAGGCAGUGUAGCUCCUCCUCCCUCCCACCUUUUAUUUUACUCACCUCAAGUAAAAAACAAAAAACAAACAAACCAAAAACCAAGUUUUUUUAGUCAACUGCUGUUUGGUAUAGAUCCACUAGAUGUCAUCAUAGAACUACUUUUUGUUACCAUUGAUGAUUAUGUACCAGUGAAGCAGAGGAGUGGUAACAUCAGAGAGACAAUGGUCACAAAAAGAGAGGUAAUCAGCAGAGAAGGAGCCUUUAUUCUGGUUUACCCUACUUGACAAAUUAACAGUGUUGCGUAGUGCUCAGAUGACUUCUUCCAAAGUUGUAAUUAAGAAUGGUUGACUCCUGCAGAGUUUUCAAAUGUGGCAUAAGUACCACGACGUCCAGAUUAUUGAAGCUGCACAGAAGACCCCCCCUUCCUUUCUGCUGAUUGCCAUAUUCAAUUAGCAUUUAUGGUGGUUUAAUGGGAAACCAUGUGUGUCUGGCUGCACAAUCUUUACUCAUUCCAUCAUGUCUUAAUAUGUUCAGCAACCAUUUUAUCUAAUAUGCCAUCUUGUUCUAUGUGUGAUGUGUGGGCGCAUUUAAAAUAUUUACUUCCCUCUUCUCUUCGGUGUGGAUGCAAAAUGACUGUGUUAACAGGAAUGAAGAGUAAUAAGCACGUUGCCUUACAAACUGUGUUUUUCUGAUAUGUGAUUGCUCAUGUAAUGAUUAAUGAAAAACUUCAUAGCAAAUCAGUCUGACAAGUUUGUUAACAGAUUUAAGACUGUUUCCUGCAUGUUAACAAAAUGAAUUAUAAAAUGAUGCAUGGUCUCCAGAGUAACUGAUAGCGAUAAUUAAAAACAGUCCCUGAAAUGCAUUGGAUCUUAAAAUAUGCCUUGUGCCCGUUCCAUUAUUGAGCUUAAUAAUAUAAAUUCUUGUUGAAAAAAAAUAGUUCUUAUUUGUUAUCCUCUCCUGUUUACCCUUUCCCCAAUGUCUUAUUCUAUUACUGCAUUUUGACAAAAUACAGCUUAGAUGGAAAUGAAUACCAGGGACUGUUACUAACCAAAAUCAAAACAGAUAAAACUGGUGGUUAUUUUGGUUUUACUACAGCAUUUGAUUAGUAGAAAUGUUUCCUUUAGAAGCAAAAAGGGCUUUCUUAAAAAAAUGUAGUAAUGUUGGGACAAAGAUCAUCUUGCUGACCAAAUAAAUAUUUGAUCUGGUUCCUCCAGCACCUUUUAUGGAGUUUGGAAGAAAAAAAUAUGGGGAGAGGUGGAAACCAGUCUAUUCUUUGAACUAUUUUGGUAGUCUGAACAGCUACCUAUCAAAAGCUGUACUAGAACCCCAGUUAUUUUAUAAAUCAAGCACUGGAGUAUGAUCUAUGGUGUUCUGAUGAAGCCUGAUGCUGCAUGUUGACAUAUCUGAACAGCUGCAAGGUAACUCAAAGAGAAUGCUAAGAGCACAUGCCACAUGAAAUGCAAGUGAGGUUUUAGAGGAACUUAGUCACUCCUAAAGAAAUCACUCAUUCAUCUCCCUCAAUGCCUGUUUUCCCACAACCAUAAUGUUAUCCCUUGCUUGACAAAUAUACUGUGUACAGCAAGUCAUAGAGGCCUUAGAACAGGGCUUGACCCAUUUGGGGUGAUUUAUAUCCUUAUUCUUACUUUAAAAAGCCAAUGGGAAAUGUUUCAAAUUUUCAUGGAAUUAUGAUUACAUCUAUGUAAGAUUACAAGCUAAUUUUAUUUAUUUAUUUUACUCUUUGGCCACAUCUGCUCUUUAAGGUUUGUGUUUUUUUGGCUGCCAGCAAUUUGUUUCAGUGUCACUAAAAUUAAAUUAAUCCAUGCUAAGCCAUUACCAAUAAAUAUGGUCCAGUGCCACAUGGGAAACAAUUGUAAGAUGUCCUUUUGUUUCACUUUCAUGUAUAACUUGAAAAGUAUUUUAAAAGAAUUGAACAAAUUAGACUUUUGCAAAGACAGCAUGUUUGAAAAGACUAAACGAAAUCACUUCAAAUUUGAUAGCUGUCAAUUUACAUUAAUCUCCAUCAGUAUGACUAAAAAUGUCUUGAACCUAUCUGAUGGUUUUUCAACUUGAUGUCUUGUGGUGGUUACAGGACUGAAGUGCACUGAUGUGUACCAAAGAGAAAGGAGGAUGGGGAUAAUGAUUGUUUCAUCAUGUUCCACUGGACCCAUAUUUAGUGUGCUGCGGUGAUGCCUUACAUGUGAACUGCCUUCAAUGUUGAACAUAUUUGCUGUUAGUUGCAGCAUCUCUUACAGGGACAGAAUUUGUUAUUCAUUCAAAUUUGUCUUAUUUCCUAAAAGAUUUAUACUCAUUAAAUGAAAUUAUGAUCUUCUCGGACAUUGUUUAAUUCUGAGAAAAAGAAAAAAUACUGUCAAGGCUCAAUGUAACUAAAGAAGCAGCCUAGACUGAAAUAAUUUUCAUAAUUGGCACCACCCCCUCCACCUUUCCCCCUUGGAUGGUUAUAGUGUCAGCAAGGGGGUGCGGAGUCUAUUCAAUUUUCUGCCUUUAUUUGAAUCUUUUUAUUUUCCUUUUGUUCAAAAUAAUAGUUUGUCCUGUUUCACCCCUAAAUAGAAUAUAAAGAACCAUUUAUCUUUCAUUUUACAUUUGAUGUACAACCAGAGUGUGACUGAUAAUCAGAAUGAUUUUCUUUUUUCUGGGUCAAGACUGUCAUAAACUAAGGCCUGUAUCUUAAAUCCCUUAAAUGACCUUCCAGCUGCAUUGUUAUCUCUAACCUUUCCAUUAACCUGCUGCUCUUCCUCUCCUCCCAUCCAACCCAUGG